Molecule: messenger RNA, 3302 nt
Organism: Terrapene triunguis (Three-toed box turtle)
Lineage: Eukaryota; Metazoa; Chordata; Testudines; Emydidae
Gene: RTF2
Product: replication termination factor 2
Exons: 9
Coding region: 55-981 (308 amino acids)
Biological process (GO): site-specific DNA replication termination at RTS1 barrier; mitotic DNA replication termination
Cellular component (GO): nucleus
Source: RefSeq, a predicted model, not a curated record
GUACGUUUGUUGUGGGAGAGGGGACGACGCGGAAGUGCAGAUUGGAAGGGAACGAUGGGUUGCGACGGGGGGACCAUCCCCAAGAGACACGAAUUAGUGAAAGGGCCUCGUAAGGUCGAGAAGGUUGACAAAAAUGCAGAAUUAGUGGCACAGUGGUACUACUGCACACUGAGUCAAGAAGAACUAAGGAGACCAAUUGUAGCCUGUGAGCUGGGCAGGCUGUAUAACAAAGAUGCUAUCAUUGAAUUUUUACUGGAUAAGUCAUCUGAUAAAUCGCUUGUGCAGGCUGCAUCAUAUAUCAGGAGCAUUAAGAAUGUAACAGAGCUGAACCUUGCAGAUAAUCCAGCUUGGAAAGGUGAUAAAGGGAACACAAAAGGUGAUAAAUAUGACGACAUCCAGUGUGCACGCUUUAUUUGCCCUGUGGUGGGCUUGGAAAUGAAUGGAAGGCAUCGGUUUUGUUUUUUGCGGAAUUGUGGCUGUGUGUUCUCUGAACGUGCUCUUAAAGAAAUUAAAACAGAAGUUUGUCACCGGUGUGGUGUUUCCUUUCAAGAAGAAGAUGUGAUUAUACUUAAUGGUAAUAAAGAAAAUGUGGAAGUGCUGAAGAAAAGAAUGGAGGAGAGAAGGCUUAAGAGUAAAGUGGGAAAGAAAUCAAAGAAAUGUAAGGCAGCAGAAUCGGUCUCUCAACAAGACACCCCUGAAGAUUCUCCAGGGCCAUCAGAAGUAAAGAGUGCAAAAGAUGACAUGAACACUAAUUCUGGAGAAAGAAAACAGAUUGUCUUCACAAAGAGUACAGAAGCUAAUGGAAGCUCUUCUGCAUCAGGAAAAAUCAGUAAAGCUUCAUCUGGCACCACCAAGAGAUCCAUUGCCGACAGUCAGGAGAAAUCAGAGGCAUACAAGUCUAUUUUUACGUCACACAGCUCAGCAAAACGCUCGAAGGAAGAGUCUUCCAAUUGGAUUACUCACACGGCAUACUAUUUCUGAAACAGUUGUGUGCAUGAUUGUAACAGUCAUUGCUGCUUUUCUUCCCUGAGGCUUUUUCUGUGUAACUCUGAUACAGGGUGUUCAUUGUAAUCUGAUGUUAUCUGGUAUUAUUCAGUUUGCAAGUUGUUUAUAAACUUUUGAAUAACCAGUGUACUUAGGUUGUUUGCAGCUACUGUUAAAUAAGAAAUAGAUGGCUAAAAUCCAUGUCUGGUAAUGUGACUUAUUUUAAAAGAUUAUUUACAAAAAGUAUAAUCCUUUAGGGUCAGAUUCUGCCAUCCUUAGUUACACUGAGUAGUAUUUUACUCUUGGUUGCAGUUCCAGUUAGGAUUGCAGAAUCUGCUUACUAGUAAAUAUAUCCUUCUAUGCUUUUAAUGAUUACCUACACAAUUUUAGUUGCAGUUGUAAUUGAACUUCUCUUUGUGUUAAAGACUGAAUUGAAUUUUUCUAACUUUCUGACACUGCUUGCUAACAAUAAAACCCCCCACAAUAUUUUCUUUCUUACAUUAACUAAUUUGACUCUAGUCAAAACCAGUACAUGUCUCUCUUAAAGGUGCUGGAGAUCGCUUUGAAUUAAUGCAUGUCAGGAUGGAGUCAUUUAGAAAGCUCAGUGUGAUCUCAGAAAUAAAGUAAAAACUUGUACAAUAGUCUCCUGUUCCAUUUCAAAGGAGAAUGGCAGUGGGGGAAAUGUUUUGCUAUUUACUGCUAAAUUAUUUUUAAAGAAGGCCCCAAAAUCGUUGUUUGUUCCCCCCAAAAGUGUUCUAGCUUUUUUUCCUCUUACAUUAGAAAUACCAAGUCUGGGCUUCCAUCUUUUUGUUGGAGAACUGUGUAGAAUAAUGGCAUCACACUAUGCUGAAACUUGAGCUGGAGCUUUCUUCCUCUCAACUGAAGUAGCAGAGGCUGGUUUUUGUACACCAUGAAGCAGCAAUUUGCCUUUAAUUAAAACAAACUGAUGGAUGCAAAUCUUUUUAGCUCAACUGAAAAAUAUGAACACACUUAUUACUGUAACUUUGGAUGUUUUGAGAAUUUGGAGAAGCAUUUUAUUCAUCUGGGUAAAGCUGUUUUAUGAGCCUAGCACAUUAAAAUGAAUAUCAGUGUGUUUAAACACACAUUAAAAGAUUGGUGAUUCUGACUCAAGGGUUUGGGUGGAAGAGAGAAGAAUUUUACAGAGAACUCCUUGGAGAAAUCAAGAUCAAACUCAGUUUUUAAAAAAAAUAUGAUUUGCGUCUGUGCAAAGAAAACUGCCUUUAGCCUGUCUGCUUUGUUUUUAAUAUAAAAAGUCCAGAUUUAUGGAAAACUGAGUGUCCCUUUUACAUUUUUAAUGAUUUCUGUGCCAAGUACCAGUUUUGAUUUAAGGGGGAAGUUUACAGAUACUGUACAGUGCAAGAUAUGGAAAUAUUUGCUUCUGAAAUCUAUUUUACUUCAUAUUAUUUCCCUACUUUUUAGAAACUGCAAGCCUUUUACCACACUAUGGCUACUAAUUUCACCCUUUUUUUUCUUUUUACUCUAGACAGGCUAGACUCUGGAAGUCCAAUCUAUACCUUUCAAUGAAUCUUUCAGUUUCUUCUUAGAAUCACUUUGCAAGAGUAUGGAAGAGUGUUUUGAUUAGUCUUCUUUAAUAAUUACAUGAUGAAUCUGACCUCAUUUAUAUAAAAAGCUGUGGACUAAAUUUCAGAGACAUCCCAAAAGAAGGGCUCACAAUAUCCCUGAGUGCAAAUGUUUACCCAGCAAAAUAGUGUAAUUACAUGUUCAUCCAGAUGUGUGCAUUCUUUUAUGUGGAUAAACAGAUGCAUCUGCAAACUUUGGGGGUGCAUUAAUAAAGACCAUUUUAAAUUUGGGCCCUUUGUAUCUUCAAAUGCAGUGGUAAUUUUUCUUUGCAUUUUCUUGCAGAUUAGUGAAAUGUGCUGCUUCCAAAACAUCUGUAAUCCAUGUUUCUUAAUUCCUAUCCUAAAGCUUCUAACAGGAACUGAACAUGUUAGGCAAUCCAAUUCAAGGCCAAGUCAGAAUUGCCUACAUCGAACUGAGUGAUGCUAUGUGCAUGUACAGCAAGGCACAGUGACUUGCUCUUAUUUUGAUCAAGUCUGUCCCUGUAACUUUGACUGAAGUAAGUGGUUGCUUUUGUCAUAUGACCAUAAAGGUUCCUGGUAGCCUACAUAACUUAUGUCAGGGCUUGAAUAGAGCAACUUUUAGAUGUUAGUCAUCUUUCAUUGUCUCAUGCUUUCCUCUGGGCCCUUUUUUAACCUUAUUUGAAAUUUAGCGAUCCUUUUUAAAUGUUGCAAAGAGUCCUGUGGCACCUUAUAGACUAACAGACGUGUAGGAGCAUG